GGGGGUAUAUAAGCAAUGAGUUACUUGACAGAUCUGCAGUUUUACAUUCAGCUGCCUUGGCAGAGAACAGCAUUAACCAUGCAGUUCUUAGUUGCUCAACAGCAAAAGAAUUUCCUAGUUACUGCUUUGAGCAAUUAUUCUUCUGCAGUGAACAAUAUGGAACAAACAAUCAUGCUUCCUAGCCUCCUACAAGACAUCCCUAUGGAUGACCACGAUGAAUCUAAAGAUGCUGCAGACACUUCACACAACAUGUACGAAUGCUAUCUCCUGCUGAAGUCCAUCAAGAACACUGUGGAGAGUCGCAUGCUACCCUCUGAAGAUCUGAAACGGAAAAUCAACAGUGCAUAUGACUUGGAAAGUGACGAUGAGGCAAAUUUAGAGAAACUUCUCUAUGUUCACGUGAAAGGACUCUGUACAGUGUUGAAUACAUUGACCAACAAAGCCAACACAUUGACAAGUAGAUACAAGGACAAGAUUGGACUUUCCCUAUAGCCUUGUUACCUGGCAAGAUGCUCAUUCAGCUGACAAUGAAUGGCCUGAACUAAUGAGCUCUGGAGAAAGAAGGUAACCUGUACUGCUUGGCUGAAAACAUGUUUCAAAGUAAAGACCAGAAUAAAAAUUCUGCAGAACACACCUGGCUGAUGAUCAAGAACUGUAUUCAGUGAAGCACCUCUUCUUGCAGAAGUGUCAGAAUGUGCCGUGCUGCAUAGAUUGUGAAUUCUUAACUCUGUCAAUGAAAUACUUCUGCAAGAAACAUUUUAGAACUGCAUCAAGAUCAGUUUGAACGUUCUGUUACAUGGAAGAAAAGGUUUCCCUUUCUGCACUUGAUCAUAAAUGUGAACUACUUCCAUCAUUUCUCAUUUAUGACAUAAAUAAAGGAAUACAAAUUAUUUUAAAUUGGUGCUUACUGUUUUUCUUCUUUUCCUUGGAGCAAGAAAGGUUGUGAGAUUUAAUAGAAGUAUACAAUUACGGAUUUAAACAGGUAAUAAGAGAGAAGUGUUUCUAUGAGCAAAUGAUUGAGGGAAGGGGACACAAAUGAAAAGUGAUGGGCAAAAAAUUCUAGGGGGAAAGUUGUGAGAAACAACAUUCAUUUAAGUGGAGUGCAAUAAUCUGGAGCUCUGCCUGUAAUAGAAACAGAGUCAGUCUGCAGACAUGGAAGGUGCAGUAUAAUUGUACAGUUCACUUGCUGAUGAGUAGCCCUUCCCAGAAACAUAAACUUCCCUAGGACAGAAUUUUUUUUUGAAAUUGAUCUGGAUAGGCAUUUGAAGGAAAAGAAUUUGAAGGGCAAUUGGGAGUGAAAGAGGGACUGGAACUAAUGGUAC
Molecule: messenger RNA, 1322 nt
Organism: Mobula hypostoma (lesser devil ray)
Lineage: Eukaryota; Metazoa; Chordata; Chondrichthyes; Myliobatiformes; Myliobatidae
Product: mid1-interacting protein 1-B-like
Exons: 1
Coding region: 16-492 (158 amino acids)
Biological process (GO): regulation of lipid biosynthetic process
Cellular component (GO): cytosol
Source: RefSeq, a predicted model, not a curated record